Mangifera indica (mango) is the source of this 1374-nucleotide messenger RNA. RefSeq names its product F-box/kelch-repeat protein At1g80440-like. The transcript has a single exon. The record is from RefSeq and is a predicted model, not a curated record. Gene Ontology annotation, biological process: regulation of phenylpropanoid metabolic process; negative regulation of cytokinin-activated signaling pathway. Lineage: Eukaryota; Viridiplantae; Streptophyta; Magnoliopsida; Sapindales; Anacardiaceae. Gene Ontology annotation, molecular function: protein binding. Bases 99 to 1169 code for a protein of 356 amino acids.
CUCAACAUCACCUCCUAUAUAAACCUCACCUUCCAAUCCUCUCUUAUGCAUUCCAUUUCCUUCUCAGUUCUCACUUUUCCUUCUUUCAAUUUCGGAUCAUGGAUCUUAUCCCAGAUCUACCUUAUGACAUCGCUUUUCAGUGUUUACUUCGCCUCUCUUACAACCAGUAUCGUACUGCUUCCUCUGUAUGCAAAUCCUGGAACCGCCAGAUUCGCCUCCCCGAGUUCCUCCGCCAACGAAAAGCGGGCUGCCAUAGCCAAAAACUCGUCGUUAUGACCCAGGCUAAGGUUGACCCGAAUAUCAAUUCGGGUUUUGUGAAGAGACUGACAAACCCGGUUUAUAGGGUUUCUGUUUUGGAGGUUGGUUCGGGUCUGUGGUCUGAGUUGCCGCCGAUUCCUGGGUUUUUUUCUAGUGGUUUUCCAUUGUUUUGCCAGGUGGUGGCUGUCGGGUCGGAUCUUGUUGUGAUGGGUGGGUUGGACCCUGUUACUUGGAAGGUAUCGGGGUUGGUUUUUGUUUUUGAUUUUGUGUCGGCCACGUGGCGGCGUGGAGCGGAUAUGCCAGGUGUUCGACGGUUGUUGUUUGGGUGUGCGUCUGAUGGUGAUCGGAUGGUGUAUGUCGCUGGAGGGCAUGAUGAUGAGAAGAAUGCAUUGAGGUCAGCAAUGGCGUAUGACGUGGAAAAAAAUGAGUGGACCAACCUGCCUGACAUGACAAAAGAGCGUGACGAGUGUAAAGGAGUUUUCCGCAGUGGUAAAUUCCACGUCAUCGGCGGGUACUCUACCAAUGCGCAAGGCCGUUUCGAGAGAGAUGCUGAAGCGUUUGACGUCGAAAACUUUCAGUGGGGCCAAGUGCAAGAGAACUUUCUGAAAUCUGCCUCGUGUCCUAGAACAUGCACAGGUGGUGAUGACGAGGAUUUACACAUGUGCCAUAAAGGGCAAGUAAUUGCACUAAAAGGUGACACAUGGCAGGAAGUGUCCAAAGUACCCACUGAGGUAUCCAGCGUGGCAUAUGUAACGACGUGGCAGGGAAAGUUGAUGGUGAUUGGGCAUGCAAGAUUUGGUGAGCCCCACAUGGGUUACGUGUUGGAUUUAAAGAGUUACGAGUGGACAAAAAUAGAAACCCCAAAAGAAUUUUCAGGGCAUGUUCAAUCAGGGUGUUACUCGGAGAUUUAACGGCCUAGAUUGUCAUUUUGUUUUGUAAAUAUUUACGGUUUCUUUUAAAUUUGGAUUCACAAAUGGCUUUUUGUGGUGGCCGACUUCCAUUGAGAGGACCCAUUUCUCUUUUCAUUUCUUUUGCGAGAGAGCAAUGACAAGUAUACAGAGUUGAUUUGUCUGUAAAGUUUUAAAUGAUCUUAGUUAUUUUGGAAACAUAUUCACA